ACAGGGCGGUCGGUGUGACUCGAUGGCUCAGCAGCUUGGAUGCGAUUGCCAAGUGACAUCCUGCAAGCAGCCCGACCUCAACUCACCGCAUCGCCGCUUGCCACUCACUGAAUCCCGCCCGUGAAAAAGGAGGAGGAGGAGGAGGGGGAGAGCCUGUGUUUCCCCGUCACAGUGAUCUGAACAGUAGGGAAGCUCGGUGUUCCGAUACGUCAAACAGAUUAGUCAAAUAACCUCUCUGGGUAGGACAUACCUCCCCUCAUUGGGCUUGCCUGGCUGCAUGCAUGGGCUGAGAAAGCAACAUUGUCUGCAUUGACAAACUGCCUGGAAGCCUGAAGCGAAAUACAGAAGUGCACUACUUUUCUUUUCUCGUCUUUUUUUUUUUUGUUUUGUUUUUUUGGGGGCUGGAUGAGACGACCGUGGUGAUCCUCCAGCAGCGUCUCUUAUAUUCCUCCCCCCACCCCGCUGCGAAAUGGCGAAAGAAAACGGCGAGUCCAGCGAUGGAUCUUGGAAAAAGCAUGUCGAUGAUAUCAAGAACAUAUUUGACUUCAAGGAAGUCCUUGGGACCGGUGCGUUUUCUGAAGUGGUGAUGGCUCGGGAAAAGGCCACAGGAAAGAUGGUCGCAAUCAAGUGCAUCCCGAAAAAAGCACUGAAGGGGAAGGAGACGAGCAUCGAGAAUGAAAUCGCCGUGCUUAGGAAGAUAAAGCAUGAGAAUAUUGUGGCUCUGGAGGACAUCUACGAGAGCUCAAACCACCUGUACCUCAUAAUGCAGCUGGUGUCUGGAGGUGAGCUGUUUGACCGCAUCGUAGAGAAAGGCUUCUACACCGAGAUGGAUGCCAGUCGGCUCAUUCGACAGGUUUUAGAUGCAGUCAACUACCUGCACUCUAUGGGCAUUGUGCACAGAGACCUAAAGCCCGAGAAUCUUUUGUACUUCAGCCCCCAUGAUGAAUCAAAGAUCAUGAUCAGCGACUUUGGCUUGUCAAAGAUGGAGGGAACAGGUGAUGUCAUGGCCACCGCCUGUGGGACUCCAGGAUACGUGGCUCCUGAGGUUUUAGCUCAGAAGCCCUACAGUAAAGCUGUGGACUGCUGGUCUAUUGGGGUCAUCGCUUAUAUUCUGCUUUGUGGUUACCCUCCUUUCUAUGAUGAGAAUGAUUCGAAGCUCUUUGAGCAGAUUCUCAAGGCAGACUAUGAGUUUGAUGCGCCGUAUUGGGAUGACAUAUCAGACUCCGCCAAAGACUUCAUCAGCAGCCUAAUGGAGAAAGACCCAGAGAAGAGAUUCACAUGUGACCAGGCUCUAGAGCACCCUUGGAUUGCCGGAGGCACUGCUCUCUGCAAGAACAUACAUGAAUCAGUUAGUCGACAAAUGCGGAAAAACUUUGCCAAAAGCAAAUGGAGGCAAGCCUUUAAUGCGACGGCUGUGAUCCGCCACAUGAGGCGCCUGCAGCUGGGUACCAGCUUUGGCAGCAGCAUUCACAGCACCAACUCUACGUCCAACCCUCAGAGUCGCGCUCCUGCCAAGAGCCAGUCUGUAGACUGCGCCCCGCUCUCCCUGAAGGACUGUCCUCCAAUAGCUCCUUUGCCUUCCACUGUUAAAGUGUACAAUCAGGACUCUGACGGUGCCUCUCCUGUACAAGAGGAACCAUCAGUGGUGGGAGAGCCACCACGGCCACGACCCUCUACCGUUACUGUCAUCCACACGGGGACUAAAUGACGCCAGGUUCCGCGGGAGGUGAGCUGGGAGACCACAGAGCUUUAAGGACGGGAUAAAACCAUCCCAGGCCAUGUGAUCCAACGUCGUCGCCCAGUUUGCCCAUCCCGCAACCUCCCACCUGUUUCUGCCAAUCACGGGAGGAAUUUGAGGAGCGUUUGUUCAGCUCCAUUUAUCAUGGCUCAGCGCGGCACCCCACUGAUCCCCCUUCCCACUGUCAUACAGACCUGGAAGUACAGAGGGGACGAUGCUCACCAGAAGUUGUUAUUGUGGAAGCCAUGUUCAGCCUGGAUCCUGGUUGUCUGGCAGAUAAACUGAGCAGCUGGUCUGAGAAGUGCCACACUAAAGGGAACACUUUGACAUAUUUGACUAUGAACGUCUUGAGGCGGCAUGCUCCGCUGUAUGCCUUGUGUAAAUAUCUCGCCUGGCACUGUUGAGUGGAGUCAUGUUACGCCAGUGAAAUAUAAGCUUCAAGCUAUGGUAAAUAAUUGUGACAUCAUUUGCACUCUGAACUUCUUUGUCGUUUUGACAGCUCUUGUUAAUUUGCUGUGGUAUUUGCUACAAUGGCUUGCAGGGUAACAGCGUGACAGCGUGUGUUAUCUCUUUGCUUUAAAGUGUGUGGACAUGGAACAUGUGCAGGACAGUGUGCUUCGCUGUGAUCGCUGAGAGGGCCGCUGCAUUGCACUAAUGUAUUGGAUUAUUUAUUUUCUUACAAUUCAAUUAUGACUUUUGUAAGAGUACCACUUACAGAAAUGUUUAAAUGUUUUAUCAGACUGGACUGAAAAGUUAUGGAAUAAUAAAGAUACUGUAUAUAAUAGUUAGUUAGUUACUUUGUAAUUGCUGUUAUAUUUGAUUCAUUCUGACGUGACUGUGAAGUCCUCCUUGACAACAGGAGGGAAAUCAUGUGUUGUUGCUGUGUGACAGUUCUCAGGGAUGUGCUCCAACAUGAAGCUAACCACCAAACCCCCUCUCGGCGUGAUCAGACACUGCCGAUGAGGAUGGUGACGGUGAAAUAGUUAAAAAGUAAAACCUUCAAGUACUGCAUGUUAUUCUAAUGUGCCAUUGGGAGAGUCUGACAGAUGUUUUCUUUCUUUGAAUCCUUCAUUUUUGACAGUAUGAGUGUAAUGUAACUCAUACUGAAUGGAUUGUUUUCCCUUUAAAGGCCGUGAAUUAUAUUUGGAUUUAAAGAAAAGUGUUUAUCAGUGAAGUGCGCAUUCAUGCCUGCAGUAACAAUGUAAAAUUGACAAAUGAAUGCAAAUGUAUCUUGAUCUUGAACCUUUGCUCCCAUUGCAGAAUCCUCAAAUCAGUAGUGUGCAGUUCAGUAGUAUCGUGCUCUGCUUCCGCUCAUGAAGUGGUGGGUCUGAAAACAGCUCACUCACUCUGUUUAAUCACUGUGCUUUCAUACCAGCCUGUUGAAUUUAGCAGAAAGACUCUUUCUCCUUCACUCUCAUGCUCGCAAUAUAGAGAUUUUCACAAAGACCAGGGAUCUGUCUUUGAGUUUUUGUCUGUGGUACCGCUAUAUCAUUAAAAGUCACUCAACAUGAAUGGGGGGUGGGGGGGGGGUCCACUCCACAAGUACAUGCCCAACAUAAAGGGCUUUGCCAUCUUGAAUUUUCUGAAAGUGUUGUGAAAAUUGACUUUGAGCCUCUACGUACUGUAAAUACAAAUCUCAACAACA
Messenger RNA from Micropterus salmoides (largemouth bass), 3383 nucleotides. It is a transcript of the gene camk1db, whose product is annotated as calcium/calmodulin-dependent protein kinase 1Db. Gene Ontology annotation, cellular component: cytoplasm; intracellular anatomical structure. The transcript is spliced from 11 exons. The record is from RefSeq and is a predicted model, not a curated record. NCBI's taxonomy places the organism in Eukaryota, Metazoa, Chordata, Actinopteri, Centrarchiformes, Centrarchidae. Gene Ontology annotation, biological process: peptidyl-serine phosphorylation. Gene Ontology annotation, molecular function: calcium/calmodulin-dependent protein kinase activity; ATP binding; calmodulin binding. The coding region runs from base 470 to 1708 and encodes 412 amino acids.